AUGAUGAGCAAUGCAUCAAAGCGUCUUUUCAACACGCGGAUGGACCUGCGGUUCAUCGCAUAUCUCGUUAUAUCUCUCAUAUUUACCUUCCACGUCCUCGUAUUGACUGGCUGUCUGUUACUGUCUCCUGGGAUUCCGGACCUUUUCGUGUUCAAACUUCAACUCAAUCAGUCUGAAGGAUACGAGGUGAGAGUAGGAUAUUACGGGAUCUGUGCCGAACAGCUGCCAGGUCGUCAACUUGCAUGCCAAGCAAGCUAUAUGCGCAGUGCCGAUGCGUUGGAAGACUUCUUCCUUUCGAACUCAACGCUGGACAGCGAUUCCAUUCCCGCGCGGGCCCUUCUAUCCAGUGCGCGAACAUUCCAGAACAACGUGUUCUACCCUUUGCUGGCUGGAUCCGGCGCUCUCAUCUUUCUGAGCACAAUAUCGAUGCUACUGCUGAAACGGUCCAUCAAGAACCCCAAGUUCAACCCAAACACGAUCAACACCCAGAAACGUUUCAGAUCUGGGAUGCUAGUUCUCGGGCAGCUUGCUUUCGGCCUUGCUGUGGCAGCAGCGUUCUCGACUACCCAGACUGUGGGCGCAUUGCAUUUCGCCACCACGAAAGUGGAGGGUUCUCUAUCUGAUAUCAUUAUCACGAGUGGCAUUCCAGUUCAGGGACUUCAGUGGACAAUGGUGGCAAUGAUCGCAUUUCUGCAAUGGUCAAUGUCUAGCAUGUUCCCCGAGGGCCAAGCAGGCAUGCCACCAAUGCGCGCAGGCCCUGGGAUGGGUAUGCCGCCGCCUCCCCCGCCGCCCCCGCCGAUGGGACCCCCUCGCUUCUAG
Molecule: messenger RNA, 819 nt
Organism: Anthostomella pinea
Lineage: Eukaryota; Fungi; Ascomycota; Sordariomycetes; Xylariales; Xylariaceae
Source: the annotation of a GenBank genome assembly